AUGUCUUCAAAAAAGCACCUAGACCUGGACCCAUUGCCUGAAAAACCACGCAUAAGCAUCUUAUGCCUGGACAUCACAAAUUUCAGCCAAACAACCCAAUUCACUCUAUGUAGUAUAGCAGUAUUUGUCUUCUAUUUACUCUACGGCUACAUGCAAGAACUUAUAUUCACUAUAAAAGAUUUCAAACCUUACGGCUGGUAUUUGACUUUAGUGCAGUUUGGUUACUAUACAAUUUUCGGUUUGAUUGAAACCAACAUCAGAGGAAUACAUAAAAGAAAGAUCCCAAUAAAAACCUAUUUUCUUUUGGCUCUGUUGACUUUAGGCACUAUGGGCCUAUCAAACUCCUCUUUAGGCUACCUGAAUUAUCCUACACAAGUGAUUUUCAAAUGCUGCAAACUAAUUCCUGUUUUGAUUGGAGGGAUUUUGAUACAAGGAAAACGGUAUGGGCCUUUGGAUUUUUUAUCAGCACUGUUAAUGUGUGUAGGACUAACAUUGUUUACUUUGGCUGAUUCGCAAGUUCAACCAAAUUUUAAUACUAGAGGUAUUUUAAUGAUUUCUAUGGCAUUGCUUUGUGAUGCCAUCAUAGGAAAUGUGCAAGAGAAAAACAUGAAAAACUAUGGAGCGUCAAACGCAGAAGUGGUGCUUUAUUCAUACGCUUUAGGAUUUUUGUAUAUUUUUACAGUUAUGUUGCUUACGGGAGAUUUCUUGGCCGGAGUUGAGUUUUUUGGACAACAACCUUAUGUAACGUAUGGGUAUGCUUUUAUUUUUUCUGUUACUGGAUAUUUGGGGAUUCAAGUGGUACUUACCUUGGUUAGAACGACUGGAGCUUUUGCUGCUGUUACAGUCACAACGAUGCGUAAGGCUGUGACUAUAGUGAUUUCUUUUGUAUUUUUUAGUAAACCUUUUACAAUACAGUAUUUAUGGUCAGGAGUUAUAGUAAUAAUAGGCAUUUAUUUGAAUUUGUACAGUAAAAAACAUCCUAUUGGAAUCAAAGACUUGGAAGAGUGCUGUGAUAGAAUGUUAAGGAAAUUGAGGACAAAGUUUAUAGCUCAACAGUAUAAUAGUGGUCAAUAUUUGGCAAAUGUUUAA
This is a messenger RNA of Ceutorhynchus assimilis (cabbage seed weevil), 1089 nucleotides long. The record is from the annotation of a GenBank genome assembly. NCBI's taxonomy places the organism in Eukaryota, Metazoa, Arthropoda, Insecta, Coleoptera, Curculionidae.